Paraglomus occultum is the source of this 2194-nucleotide messenger RNA. Lineage: Eukaryota; Fungi; Glomeromycota; Glomeromycetes; Paraglomerales; Paraglomeraceae. The record is from the annotation of a GenBank genome assembly.
AUGGACUACAGCCAACCAAUUGAUUUUAAUCCUACUCAGUUCAACCCACCACAGAAUCACUUUAAUCGUGGUGCACCUGCACCAACAGAAGCCACACCGGAGAAGUUAGAAGAAAAAGCACGAAAAUGGCAGCAGAUGCAAUCUAAGCGAUAUGGAGAGAAACGAAAAUUUGGAUUUGUCGAACAUGAAAAGGCUAAUAUGCCACCAGAACAUAUUAGAAAGAUUAUUAAAGAUCAUGGUGAUAUGUCAAGUAAAAAAUAUAGACAUGACAAACGCAUAUAUCUCGGUGCGCUAAAAUAUGUACCUCAUGCCGUUCUCAAAUUACUCGAGAACAUGCCGAUGCCUUGGGAACAAGUUCGGGAAGUUCCAGUAUUAUAUCAUAUAACUGGUGCAAUAACAUUUGUAAAUGAAAUACCCUGGGUAAUCGAACCAGUCUACAUUGCUCAGUGGGGUACUAUGUGGAUUAUGAUGCGUAGGGAAAAACGCGAUCGUCGGCACUUUAAACGUAUGCGGUUUCCACCAUUUGACGAUGAGGAACCGCCGCUUGAUUAUGGCGAUAACAUUCUCGACGUUGCUCCUCUGGAGGCUAUACAGAUGGAAUUGAACGAGGAAGAAGAUGCUGCCGUGAUGGAUUGGUUUUAUGAUCAUAAACCAUUGCUGGAUACAAAGUAUGUAAAUGGACCUACUUAUAGACGAUGGAAACUGGAUCUUCCGAUAAUGUCUACUUUGUAUCGACUGGCACAUCAGCUGUUGACAGACUUAACAGAUAAGAACUAUUUCUAUUUGUUCGAUUUGAAGAGUUUUUUUACGGCUAAGGCGUUGAAUAUGGCUAUUCCUGGAGGACCCAAAUUUGAACCUUUAUAUAGAGAUAUGGACACUGCUGACGACGAUUGGAACGAAUUCAAUGAUAUCAACAAAAUAAUUAUACGUCAACCAAUACGCACGGAAUAUAAGAUUGCGUUUCCGUUUUUAUACAACUCCCUUCCGCGAUCCGUACACGUUUCAUGGUACCACGAACCAACUGUAGUCUACAUUCGAGCCGAAGAUCCCGAUUUACCAGCGUUUUACUUCGAUCCAAUUAUAAAUCCUAUUUCAUCACGCACUGUUCAACCUGUAAACAUAACAACGUCUCACGAGGACGAAAUUUUUGGCGAUAAUGACGUAGACGAAUUUACUCUACCAGAUAAUGUCCAUUCGUUCCUUGAAGACGUCCCUUUGAGUACCAAUACCACAGCUGACGGUAUAUCACUUUGGUGGGCUCCUCAUCCAUUUAAUAAACGAAGCGGAAGAACUCGACGCGCAGAAGAUGUACCGCUUGUGAAGACAUGGUACUUGGAGCACUGUCCUCCCGGACACCCAGUUAAAGUCAGAGUAUCAUACCAAAAACUGCUAAAAUGUUACGUCUUGAACGCAUUAAAACAUCGACCGCCUAAAGCGUUGAAUAAGAAAUAUCUAUUCCGACAACUGAAGGCAACAAAAUUCUUUCAAACGACGGAGUUGGAUUGGGUUGAAGCUGGAUUGCAAGUUUGUCGGCAAGGCUACAAUAUGCUGAAUUUGUUGAUUCAUCGAAAGAAUUUAAAUUAUCUUCAUCUUGACAUGAACUUUUCUCUGAAACCUGUGAAGACGUUGACUACAAAAGAGAGGAAAAAAUCUAGAUUUGGAAAUGCUUUUCAUUUGUGUCGUGAGAUAUUAAGAUUGACCAAGUUGAUUGUAGAUUCACAUGUUCAGUAUCGAUUAGGAAACGUUGAUGCGUUCCAGUUAGCUGACGGGUUGCAAUACAUUUUUGCACACGUUGGUCAAUUAACGGGAAUGUAUCGAUACAAAUAUCGAUUGAUGAGACAGAUUCGUAUGACUAAAGAUUUAAAACACUUGAUCUACUAUCGGUUUAAUACCGGAGUCGUUGGAAAGGGCCCUGGGUGUGGAUUUUGGGCUCCUGGAUGGCGAGUUUGGCUAUUCUUUAUGCGAGGCAUAGUGCCACUACUCGAACGAUGGCUCGGUAAUCUGUUGGCACGUCAUUUCGAGGGACGUCACUCAAAAGGCAUUGCCAAAACGGUCACUAAACAGCGGGUGGAAUCUCAUUAUGAUCUUGAGCUUAGAGCAGCAGUCAUGCACGAUAUCUUAGAUAUGAUGCCUGAAGGCAUUAAAGCCAAUAAAUCAAAGACUAUACUGCAACAUCUUAGUGAAGCAUGGCGAU